This is a messenger RNA of Strongylus vulgaris, 1311 nucleotides long. NCBI's taxonomy places the organism in Eukaryota, Metazoa, Nematoda, Chromadorea, Rhabditida, Strongylidae. The record is from the annotation of a GenBank genome assembly.
CCACUUGGCCGUAUAUCGAACUACAGCUCCCUUCGCAAGCAUCGUCCUGCAGAGUAUCACAUCCACGAUGCCUUCUUUGAUCGCUCUGAGGCUCAGCCGCGCUUCAUCAUCAAACCGUACAGCACUACAGUAACAGAAGGACAAAGCGCAAACUUCUAUUGUCGUGUGAUCGCCUCUUCACCACCCAUCGUCACCUGGCAUCACGACAUGACCGAGCUGAAGCAGAGUGUGAAGUAUAUGAAGAAAUACAAUGACAACGACUACGCUCUUACCAUCAAUAGAGUGAAGAUGGAGGACAAGGGUGAGUACAUUGUGAGGGCGAAGAACACUUACGGAUCGAAGGAGGAAGUUGUUUUCCUGACUGUGCAGAAAAAGAGCGAAGACUUCGUUUCGCGUCCUCUAGAACCUAUGCGAAAGGCUCCAACACCACCAAGGGUGGAAGAAUUUAGGGAGAAGGAAAUUCCUCCAAACUUCACUUUCCAUCUGCGUCCACGGCUCAUCCAAAAGAAUCACCAGUGCAAGUUGAUAUGCUCUUUGCAAGGGUAUCCAAUACCGAAGGUGGAGUGGUUCAAGGAUGGAGCACCAGUAAACCAAGACCGUGUGCAGACAACGUUCCGAAGUGGAGUGUGCAGUCUGGAGAUCUUUAAUACUCGGCUGGAUGACGCGGGCACGUACAGUUGCACAGCUAGCAGCCCUCUGGGAGAAGCUACCACCGAAUGCGUAGUGACGGUGCAGACAAAAGCCGGAGAGCCAAUGCCACGGGUCUCCUCUUACCGAACUAGCAGCUAUAGAAGAUCAGUUUAUGACUCGCUGAGCGCAAAUGAUGUAGAGCGAUCGCGGUCAUACGCGGAUAUCCGUUCGGAUUCAUCUUCAAAAUAUUUGCAAGAAAGCUCUUCACCGGAAAAGCGAUCAGCUGCUGAUGAUCUAAAAAUGAAAAUUUCAUCAGAACCACCAAAUUUCACUAGCAAGUUAAAAGACGUCAACGUUAGUCAAGGAGAGUUGGUUGAGAUGUCUUGCGAGGUCGGUGCCACCCCAUCACCCCUAAUCGAGUGGCUCCACAAUGGCGAGAAAGUAACGGAUCCAAGACUAGUUACAUCCUAUUCGAAUGGCAAAGCUACACUAAGGAUUACUGAGGCUGAACCUAAUGACGCAGGAGAAUAUAUGUGCAAAGCCAGCAACUCCGCUGGAGAUGAAUCGUGCCGAGCAAAUCUUACAGUACAACCGAUUAGCAACGGAAAUGUAAAUGGUGUCAAUGGAACUGAACACAAAGAAGACGGAGCCCGAGAAGAAGAACUAAGGUUAGUCACUUAA